AUGAAAUUCACCCUUAGUACCAUUACCAAAUGUUCCGGCCGGUUAGGCGUUCUGGGCGGCUUGGAUCGAUUGCCCAAUCUGACCCUCGCGACACCGGCAAUUAUAUUUCACACAAAGGGAGGCAGCAUACCGCAUCUAAGCAAAGAAGCCCUACAGCAUGUGUGCAAUGAACCGACCUUUUUGCAUCUUAGCAUUUCCAACACGCUUCACAUGGAAGAUGCGAUCCAAGCAAGCCGUAUGACGAUUGCAGAAUUUAUCGCACAAAACAACAGUGCCACGCUGCUGUUUCCUCGCGAUCCAAGUGAAAUUCCUAUCCCGGGUGUACCGGAGAAGGAUCUGGUGCCCAUGUACACAAGAAAUGGGCGAAGAAACAUUAGCUUGGAACAAUACAUGACGCUGGUUGAAUCGUUCCGACCCGACGCAUACGUGCCGAUGUACGAUGGUGAUACUGACAUGAAUAGUUCGAAGAAGCGUGAGCAGAAGUCUCUUGAUCGGACGGAAAAGUUUGUGGAGCUUUGCCUGGAAUGGCACCGUAAAUCGGACACCUUACAUUCGUGCUCCAUUAUCGGUCCCGUUGUCGGUGGGUAUAACGAAAAAUUGCGUGAAAAAUCAAUCGAGUGGCUGAGAAAAUCGGAUGAACUGUUUGCCGGGUACUUAAUCGAUGGACUGCACCUGAAUGGUCCAUCGGUGGCGCGUAUGGAUGGAACGGCCAUGCUACCGAUCGUCACAAACGUUUGCAAACAGCUGCCGGAGGGGAAGGUUCGCUUUUGUUUUGGUUCGUACGAUCCAUUGCUUGUGCUCGAGAUGGUCGCGGCGGGAGUGGACAUAUUUGAUACGAGCUACGUCUACCUGAAGGCGGCCCAGGAACAUCGUGCCUUGGUGUUUUCAUUCGAUGUCACCUCUACCGAGCAGCAUACGACCGAAUUAGACACUACCGACACACGAUGGGCGGAAGAUUUUGGUCCCCUGUUGGACGGUUGCCGGUGCUACACGUGCCAGAAACAUUCCCGCGCGUAUGUGCACCAUCUGUACAAUACGCGUGAAAUGCUUGGUCCUAUUCUACUUAUGAUGCAUAAUCUGCACCAUUACAUCGAGUAUUUCAAAACCAUCCGGGAGCACGUGCAAAACGAUACCCUGCCAGAGUUGAAGAAGCACUUGGCCAGACAGGAAAUUCUCCCACCAUAUGAACCAUCGAAAGAGGAUAAAAUUCUAACGCCAGCAGCGCAGAAAGACAUCGUCGAGGUAGCCGAAGAAUCACUCGACAAACAAAAUAAAAAACAACGUGCGUAA
Molecule: messenger RNA, 1290 nt
Organism: Anopheles marshallii
Lineage: Eukaryota; Metazoa; Arthropoda; Insecta; Diptera; Culicidae
Product: queuine tRNA-ribosyltransferase accessory subunit 2
Exons: 3
Coding region: 1-1290 (429 amino acids)
Molecular function (GO): tRNA-guanosine(34) queuine transglycosylase activity
Source: RefSeq, a predicted model, not a curated record